This is a messenger RNA of Polyodon spathula (Mississippi paddlefish), 1563 nucleotides long. RefSeq names its product ankyrin repeat domain 13 family, member D (gene ankrd13d). The record is from RefSeq and is a predicted model, not a curated record. The coding region runs from base 1 to 1563 and encodes 520 amino acids. Gene Ontology annotation, molecular function: protein binding. The transcript is spliced from 14 exons. NCBI's taxonomy places the organism in Eukaryota, Metazoa, Chordata, Actinopteri, Acipenseriformes, Polyodontidae. Gene Ontology annotation, cellular component: cytoplasm.
AUGUCGGAGGUGCUGGUCCGGGUGGGCGUGGAGCUCCUGGACCCUCGGGGUCGCUCGCCCCUGCAGCUCGCUGUCUGUCUCGGGCACUUGGAGUCGGCGCGAGUCCUGCUUAGACACGGAGCGGAUCUGAGCAGGGAGAGCCAGCACGGCUGGACUGUGUUACAGGAAGCCGUUAGCACUGGGGACCCGGAACUGGUGCAACUGGUUCUGCAGUUCAGAGAUUACCAGCGAGCCACUGAGAGACUGGGAGGAAUUCCCGAGCUUCUGAGCAAACUACUUAAGGCUCGCGAUUUCUACGUGGAGAUGAAAUGGGAGUUCACCAGCUGGGUGCCCCUGGUCUCUAAGGUCUGCCCCUCUGAUGUGUAUCGUGUUUGGAAGAGCGGUUCUAAGCUGCGUGUCGACACGACUCUGCUGGGCUUCGAGCACAUGAGCUGGCAGAAAGGGAGGCGCAGCUACAUCUUCAAGGGAGGGGAUGAGGGCGCUGUGGUGAUGGAGCUGGACCAUGAGAAGCAGGUUGUGUACACAGAGACCCUGUCUCUGUCCCUGCAGGACCCCGAGCUGCUCCUGAGCGCAGUGGAGCCGAGCGAGGAGAGCGUGGCUCAGAGACUCACCGCCCCCAUAGUGUCCACACACCUCGAUACCAAGAACAUCGCCUUCGAGAGGAACAAGUCUGGUAUCUGGGGCUGGCGCUCUGAGAAGAGUGAGGCCAUCAGCGGCUAUGAGGCCAAGGUGUACAGUGCGACCAACGUGGAGCUCGUGACCCGAUCAAGAACAGAACACCUCUCUGACCAGGACAAGAACCGGAGCAAAGGAAAUAAGACUCCUCUGCAGUCAUUCCUGGGGAUCGCAGAGCAGCACACUGCUCACAACGGGUCUCACGUGACACAGUGUGCCACUCCCACGAACCCCACUGCCAUCACCCCCGAGGAAUACUUCAACCCCAGCUUCAACUUGCAGUCCCGAGACAUCGGGAGACCGCUCGAGAUCACCAACAAGAUCCAGAGGUUCAAGGCGACGCUGUGGCUGUGUGAGAAUCACCCCCUCUCUCUCACAGAGCAGGUCACCCCCAUAAUCGACCUCAUGGCCAUCUCGAACGCCCACUUUGCCAAACUGCGAGACUUCAUCACCCUAAAACUACCUCCUGGCUUCCCUGUGAAGAUAGAGAUCCCUCUCUUCCACGUGCUCAAUGCUCAGAUCACGUUUAGUAAUUUCUGUGGCUGUGAUGAUCCUGUCAGCUCCCUCACAGUCAGCUCUCCUGCGCAGGACAGCCAGGAGCCUGCAGGGGGCGCCACUGCCGGAGCCAGCCAAGGUCCCUCCCCUCCUCUGAUGUGUGAAGUGGACCCCUCCGUGUUUGAGAUCCCCCCAGAAUACACAGCGGUUGGCGCGGGCCCGAGCGAACCAAUGAGAGACGAGGAUGACGACCUGCUUCAGUUUGCAAUACAGCAGAGUCUCCUGGAUGCAGGAACAGAGUCUGAGCAGGUCACUAUCUGGGAGGCCCUGACUAACACCAGACCCAACUCGAACCCACCUCCACUUGAAGAGGACAGCCAGCUGGAAAGGUAG